This is a messenger RNA of Penicillium canariense, 1887 nucleotides long. RefSeq names its product putative fumarate reductase Osm1 (gene osm1). NCBI's taxonomy places the organism in Eukaryota, Fungi, Ascomycota, Eurotiomycetes, Eurotiales, Aspergillaceae. The transcript has 4 exons. Bases 1 to 1887 code for a protein of 628 amino acids. Gene Ontology annotation, molecular function: FMN binding; oxidoreductase activity. The record is from RefSeq and is a predicted model, not a curated record.
AUGGCAGCUCCGCAAGUCAUUGUGGUCGGUGGUGGAUUGUCCGGCCUUAGUGCUGCCCACACCGUCUACUUGAACGGUGGCAAUGUCCUCGUUCUGGACAAGCAGGCUUUCUUCGGUGGCAACUCCACAAAGGCAACCUCCGGCAUCAACGGCGCGCUUACCCGCACCCAAAUCGAUCUUGGCAUUAAAGAUAGCGUCAAGGCGUUCUACGAGGACACCCUCAAGUCCGCCCGUGACAAGGCCCGCCCCGACCUGAUCAAAGUCCUGACCUACAAGUCCGCCGCGGCCGUCGAGUGGUUGCAGGAUGUCUUCAACCUCGACCUUACUCUAGUCUCUCGUCUGGGCGGCCACUCCUUCCCCCGCACUCACCGUGGCCACGAUGCCAAGUUCCCUGGCAUGGCCAUCACCUACGCUCUCAUGCAGCGCCUGGAGGAGCUUGCUGAAUCCGAGCCUAGCCGCGUCCAGAUCGUGAAGAAGGCCCAUGUCACCGCCGUCAACAAGUCUGACAACCAUGUUACCGGUGUCACCUACACUCUCAACGGCGAGACCAAGACCGCCGACGGCGUCGUCAUCCUGGCCACUGGUGGUUACGCCGCUGACUUCAGCGACUCCUCCCUGCUCAAGCUGCACCGCCCCGACACCUUCGGCCUGUCCUCCACCAACGGCACCCACGCCACGGGUGACGGCCAGAAGAUGCUGAUGAAGAUCGGCGCCAACGGCAUCGACAUGGACAAGGUCCAGGUCCACCCUACCGGUCUCGUCGACCCCAAGGACCCCGGCGCGAAGUUCAAGUUCCUCGCUGCGGAGGCCCUCCGCGGCGAGGGCGGUCUCCUGCUCAACUCGGACGGCCAGCGGUUCUCCGAUGAGCUUGGACACCGUGACUACGUCUCGGGCCAAAUGUGGAAGGAGAAGGAGAAGGGCAAGUGGCCCAUCCGCCUGGUGCUGAACAGCAAGGCCUCCAAGGUCUUGGACUUCCACACCCGCCACUACUCCGGCCGUGGCUUGAUGAAGAAAAUGACCGGCAAGGAGCUCGCCGCUGAGAUCGGCUGCGGCGACGCCGCGCUGAAGAAGACUUUCGACGAAUACAACCUCAUCGCCGACGGCAAGAAGAAGGACCCCUGGAACAAGAAGUUCUUCCACAACCUGCCUUUCUCCGUCGAUGAUGAGUUCCACGUCGCCGUCAUGGAGCCCGUCCUCCACUUCACCAUGGGCGGCAUCGAGAUCGACGAGCACGCCCAAGUCCUCAACGGCGAGAAACAGCCCUUCGAAGGCCUCUACGCCUGCGGCGAGCUGGCGGGCGGUGUCCACGGCGCCAACCGUCUUGGUGGCUCGUCCCUGCUGGGCUGCGUUGUCUACGGCCGUGUCGCCGGUGACUCCGCCUCGCAGCACCUCUUCCGGAAGCUCAUCACCACCGGCUCGUCCGCCGCCCAGCAGCGUCUCGGCCAGAUCUCCCUGCACAUCGAUCCGUCCACCCCCGGCAAGAUCUCCGUCGAGUGGGGCGGUGCCGCUCCUGGUGGCAGCCUGCCCGCCGUCGCUGCUGCUCCCGCUGCCGCCGCGAGCCCCGCUGCAGCGGCCCCAGCUGCCGAGGAAUCCUCUGCCAAGUCUGACCCGGCCAACUUCAAGAUCCCUGAGAAGGAGUACAGCAUGGAGGAGGUUGCCAAGCACAACAAGAAGGACGACCUGUGGAUCGUUGUCAAGGGCAUUGUCUUGGACGUGACCAACUGGCUCGACGAGCACCCCGGCGGUGCCAACGCCUUGUUCAACUUCAUGGGCCGUGAUGCUACUGAGGAAUUUGCCAUGCUCCACGACGACGAGGUCAUCCCCAAGUACGCCGCCCAGACUGUCAUCGGCCGCGUCAAGGGCCAGACCCCCAGCCUGGAGCUGUAA